Cyprinus carpio (common carp) is the source of this 1525-nucleotide messenger RNA. Its product is annotated as calcium/calmodulin-dependent protein kinase II inhibitor 2-like. The record is from RefSeq and is a predicted model, not a curated record. NCBI's taxonomy places the organism in Eukaryota, Metazoa, Chordata, Actinopteri, Cypriniformes, Cyprinidae. Gene Ontology annotation, molecular function: protein kinase binding; calcium-dependent protein kinase inhibitor activity. Gene Ontology annotation, biological process: negative regulation of protein kinase activity.
GAUAGCUACAAUGAAAGAGCUGGAGAGGAAGCCCGCGCCUCAGUGACGUUCAUUCUCCAUCAGGGAUCUUUGUUUUGCAUCGCUUCCCAAUUUGCAUUUGUUUCUCAGGUUUUCCAUACGACGCUCCAGCCGCCGUCAAGCCCCGAGAGCGCAAAGGCGCGUUCCGCCGCGAUAGAGCGUCCAUUCGCCUCUCCAGCGUUGGGAAAUUUAGAGGGACUGACUCGGGUUUGAACUGAACGAAGGAAAUUACAUGCAUUCGCCUCGCGUCCUCGCCAUCCACUCGCGGAGACACGUGCGAUAGAGGUAAACAGCCGAGAGAUUCGCUCCACAAAACUCACCUCGCGCUAUCGAUUCAGCAGCAGAUACGGUAGCCGCUGUCGCUUCAUACAGCAUGUCGGAUGUAUUACCGUACAACGAGGACAAAAUGACUCAUUAUGGCAACGAUGGGGACGAGGAACACCUUUCCUUCACCUGCCGCCUCCAAGACACCAACAACUUUUUCGGUGGCAACCAGAAUAAACGACCACCAAAGCUCGGGCAGAUCGGGAGAAGCAAAAGAGUCAUGGAGGAAGACAACGAUGGAGAAGCACUGGACAAGAGCACAGAGAAGUCCUCGUCGGCAUGAACAGACCCAAAGACUCUUGACCUCUCUGAUGUGUAUAUCCAAAGACAUUGUGAAGAGGCUCUCUCUCUCUCCCAUCUGGUGACAAGCACUCCAUGCAUCCUCCUCUCGAUCUCCCAAACUCCAUUGUCCAGGGUUUACAGUGUGAACCGGCGGUCCGGAAGAGCGGCCCAGGGGCUUGAAGGAAUACUGUGUUUUCCAAACUAUACUCCGAGAUAUGUGCAAUGACAGGGUUCGGUCUCAUUAGAGACCGGAUUCUUCUUUUUUUUGGUUCUAAUGAAGCAAUUCGAUAGACUGAGCAAACAGUACCAUUAACAUCAAACCAGUAUCUUCCCACUUAACCCAGUAGCCUACUGGUGGUGUUAAUGGUAUACUAGCAAUGUAGACUUUUUCUUCCAAGAGUGCACCUCCAAAGAGGUUCCACUAUGUAUGUUAAAAACAAGCUAUUUAUUAAAUCUUUGGAUACAUAUUUUGCAGUGUUGAAGGUUGAGCAACCGUUUUAUAUAAUGGAACGAUGACGAGAAGUGACUUUUGCUUUGGAUAAAUGUUUUGUAUGUAGCUUAACUGUGAUUCUCGUGAUCUGCUUCGUUUCAUUUCAUUCAUUUGAUGUUCGGUUCAAUCUGGAAUGUCAGUUUAAGGACAGUAACUUUAUUAUCGUAAAGCAUAUUAACUGUAGAUGUGCCAAAUUUAACCUGACAAGAAACGUAUCUUUCUGUGCUUUCUUCACGUGCGCAGGUUUAUUAAUAUUCGGUGGUCAUGUUUACAGGGCUCUUUCAUACUACUUGUGAUGUAUUCUAGUCAUGCAUGACGAACCUCAAGACCUCAAGAACGUCUUCUUGAAUAUAUUACGUAUUUAUCUCACAGAACAUUUCUACAGAAUAUCUGUUAUAAUAAAGAUUUUGA